Molecule: messenger RNA, 1197 nt
Organism: Manihot esculenta (cassava)
Lineage: Eukaryota; Viridiplantae; Streptophyta; Magnoliopsida; Malpighiales; Euphorbiaceae
Product: endochitinase
Exons: 3
Coding region: 24-1019 (331 amino acids)
Biological process (GO): defense response to fungus; cell wall macromolecule catabolic process; carbohydrate metabolic process
Molecular function (GO): chitinase activity; chitin binding
Source: RefSeq, a predicted model, not a curated record
ACAUAAUUAUACCAUAUAGAGACAUGAGAGCUUACGCUUUUAUAGUUUGUUCUUUUCUGUUGAUAUCCUUUUUGCUUAGUAUUUCAGCUGAGCAAUGUGGAUAUCAAGCCGGGGGUGCAUUAUGCCCUGAAGGCCAAUGUUGCAGUCAAUGGGGCUGGUGUGGUAGCACAGCGGAUUUUUGUUGUGAAGGUUGCCAAAGUCAAUGUAACCCUGAUAAUAUAUGUUUUGGAAGUGGUGGAGUUGGAGGUGGUGGUGGAAGUGGCGGUGGAAACCUUAGUAGAAUCAUCUCAAAAACAUCAUUUGAGGAGAUGCUUAUACGUAGAAACGAUGCUGCCUGUCCUGCCCUCAAAUUUUAUACCUAUGAGGCUUUCAUUACAGCAGCCCAAGCUUUUCCUACCUUUGGAACCACUGGAGAUGAUGCUACACGUAAAAGAGAGAUUGCUGCAUUCUUGGGAGAAACAUCUCAUGAAACUAUAGGAGGAUGGCCUACUGCACCAGAUGGUCCAUACGCUUCGGGAUACUGUUUUUUGAAGGAAUUAAGUCCAUCAGACUAUUGUUCUCCAAGUGCCAGAUAUCCUUGUGCUCUUGGGAAGCAGUAUUAUGGCAGAGGUCCCAUCCAACUUACAUGGAAUUAUAAUUAUGGGCAGUGCGGUAAUGCCCUAGGCAUAGACUUGUUGAACAAUCCAGACCUACUGGAGAAAGAUCCGGUGAUUUCCUUCAAGACAGCAAUCUGGUUCUGGAUGACUCCACAAUCUCCAAAACCCUCUUGCCACGACGUCAUCACCGGAAAAUGGUCACCCAGCCCUGCUGAUUCGGCGGCAGGAAGAGUUCCAGGUUAUGGCUUGAUAACAAACAUCAUCAAUGGUGGUUUUGAAUGUGGUAAAGGCCCUGAUUGGCGGGUUGAAGAUCGGAUUGGGUUCUACAAGAGAUAUUGUGAUAUACUUGGAGUUGACUAUGGUGACAAUCUUGACUGCAAUAGUCAAAGGCCGUUUGGAAAUGGGUUGGUAGAUUCUAUGUAAUCAGUUUCCAUCCUAAAGAAUAAACUAAAUAAAACAUGUGCCCUUGUACGUCUAUAAUCCUAUUUCCUUAUAUAAUGGAUUAUGAAAAUUAUUAAAUAAUGGAUUAUGAAAAUUAUUAUGUAGUUUGAGUGCAUACAUAUAUAUUUCUAUCGAUAAUAAUAUGGUUCUUAAUUUUCAC